Messenger RNA from Sarcophilus harrisii (Tasmanian devil), 3078 nucleotides. RefSeq names its product lipopolysaccharide induced TNF factor (gene LITAF). NCBI's taxonomy places the organism in Eukaryota, Metazoa, Chordata, Mammalia, Dasyuromorphia, Dasyuridae. The record is from RefSeq and is a predicted model, not a curated record. The transcript is spliced from 4 exons. Bases 137 to 667 code for a protein of 176 amino acids. Gene Ontology annotation, biological process: regulation of cytokine production. Gene Ontology annotation, molecular function: zinc ion binding.
GUAAUAAACAUGUGAAAACUGAAAAAAAGAAUCUGGCAAUUAAGAAACAAUUUGUAUUAGUUUGAACUCAGAAGCCAGACUAUGAGGAAGAGAGUAAGAAUGAAGAGAAAGAAAUUGAGGCAACAAUUGUAGGUAAAUGAUAUGGUGGUGGUGGAAGAAGAGGAGGAAGAUCAGGAUCAAAAUCUUUCAAGGUAAAAUGUCCAUGCCAGGACCACAUCAAGUUGUUCCAGGAGCAUCAAGUGGUCCGUCUGCACCUCCUUCCUAUGAAGAGACAAUGGCUACCCACCAUUUUCCUAUUCCCCAUGGUCCUACACCAGGAGUAGUACCAGGAGCAGACGGGAAGGUUAUGACUCCUCCUGCAUACUACUCGCAGCCUAUGCCAGUUCCUAAUCCUAAUGCAAUUGCAGUUCAGACCGUGUAUGUGCAGCCAGCUAUCUCCUUCUUUGACCGUCCUGUCCAGAUGCUCUGUCCCUCAUGUAAUAAGAUGAUAGUGACCCAUCUCACUUAUACUGCAGGAGCUCUAACUUGGCUUUCUUGUGGCAGCCUUUGUCUGCUGGGAUGUAUUGCUGGCUGCUGUUUCAUUCCAUUUUGUGUGAAUGCCCUUCAGGAUGUUGAUCACUAUUGCCCCAAUUGCAAAGCUCUUCUUGGUACCUAUAAGCGUUUGUAGGACCAAGGCAAAUGAGAUGAAUCUGCCUCAAAAGGUUUGACAGCUUUUCAAGUCCUUCAGAAACUUCACCAAGUUCACCACUGGUGAUGGUCUCCUUUUUGGUGGUCGGAUUUUUCCACUGGUGCAUUUAAAGGAGAAAAAACAAACCAAAAUCCAAACUAAUGCCGCCCCCUCUUCCCCAACCUCCAAACUUAUGAACAUACUUCUUGGAGGACUUGAAAGGACAUACAGGGACAUUGGUUUAAGUGUAGUUUGCCUAUGUAUGCACCAAAGUCAUCCUUGUCUUUGACUGAUUGCUGUCUUAUUUAAGAUUUCAUUUGGUGAUUAUUGAUUGGCAGGCAGACCCCUUCUGCCUCCUCUGUUAGCACCUUUGCUGAGGGUCUUUACAUAGAAGUUGUGGGCUGCCUAGGUUUUGUGACAGCCAGAAAGAGGCUGCAUCACUCCAUAGUGCCUAUACUUUGCUCCUCCAUGGGGCAGAAUCUUAAUGUAGAGAACUUAGAAGGUGCUAGUCUCAGACACCAUUCAAUUAGGGACUUUUUAUGAGCACAAAAAUUCACUUUAACUUUUUUAUUUUUUUUUUUUAUUUUUUUUUUUAAGAGGGGAGGUGGUAAUCUGGUAAUUCUAAACACAAGGUGCUUGCUACCUGAAUACAUUUCUAUGAGUUCAUGAGAGCUUCUCAGAAUUAGAAUUUCUUCUUUAUAAUUCUCUAUUUCCUCAAUUAUAGUUGAGUGGCCAGACUUUAGCAUGUGAAGUGUCCCCAUGAUCCAUUAAUUUUGUUAGCAACUGAGUUUGCUUGUUUGUUUUAAGAAACUUGCUUUUGUAUUGACUUGCCUUUGUAAAUGAUUUCAAAGGAAAUGCUUAUCAGCACAUCUUGACUAAUUCUGGGAAUAAUUAUCAUUCUUACAUAUGCCAGUAUGGCAUCCCAUUUUAUUAAAAACAAAAACACAAAUCAAAAAUACAACCCUACUGCCUUUAAUUUGGCUCAUUGCAGUUCUGAACAAUCGCCACAAUAAUAAUUUUAAAAAUUAAAAACUUUGGAUUCUGAGGUUUUUGGUUUUGUUUUUUGUUUUUUGUUUUUUUUAAAUGUGAAAGCAUACCUUUGAUUUGUAGGUAGAUCUUAUUUUUGGAACCUCUUUUCCAAAAACCUGCAUAUUGUAGGAAACCCUGUGAACUUGAGGAGUCUAGAAUUUAGUCUUAUUUUCAUAAAUCAAAUUAGUUUCAGUGUAUUAUAAGACAUGACUGUGAAGAUUCAGAGCGGUCCUGGUUAAAGAACUGUAUUGUGUUUGAAAUCAACAGACAAACAGGACUUUGGUUUCAAGAUUCCCUCAUUCAGUAUUUAGUGAAAGUAAAGGAAAUAUCUGGAUAAUAUGUCUAAAAAUAGCCCUAAAAUGAUAGAAGAAAGCUAUCCAUUGGUUAAAAUUUGUAAUAGUUAUGCUUAUUUUCUUCAAGUGUGCAUAAAAUCUCGUCUGGUUUCUAAAAUAAGGUUGUUGAAAAGUAUACAGCUCUCUUGGAGCACUUUGACUUUUAUUUACUGUAUUUCGACUUUUUAAGUCUUUGAAUUACUUGGUACCCCUUUUAUAAAAGUCUUCUUGUGGGUUUAGGAAAGGUUUUUAUUAUAUUGCAGCUGUUACUUUCCCUUCCUUCUCUCCCCCCCCCCUCCAAAAAAAAAAAAAGAAAAGAAAAAAGAAGAAAACCAAUCCAAAAAGCCCAAUUUUUUAUUAAUCAAUGGUGGGAGAACAUCUUUAGUGAUAAAGAGUACAAACUAACUGAAUCUCUGACAGUGCACCCUUAAAGUCAAUAUAGAUGAUUAUGAGAUCCACAUGCUCAGUGCAUCAAAUCUGAUGAUUAGCUUAUUUAUCAUAUUUUAUCUCAAUGGCAGCAAACUCAAAACAGAGCUUUUAUAUUAUAAAUUAAAUGUACAGAAAAAUAGAAGAAAAGUAUGAUUAUACUUCCAACAAAAUAUGGUUUGUUUGAUCAUUAACUGAGGCUUUUGUUGGUGCCAAGAGGAAAAUAGCAUAUCUAUCAGAUACACUUGUACAUUGCUAAUCAUUCAUUUGCUUUUACCUAAGUAUACAGUCAUAUGGAAGGGUUCAGGAAAUUAAGGAACCUUAUCUCGAUGCAGCUUGUGUUGUCAUUGAAACAUUUAUAAUUUGUGAUUUUAAAAAUCACUGCUUACUAAUGACAGGUGUGUUUAGAAUUCUUUCUUUGUUGUAAAGAAAGUAAGAUGCUGUGUUUCUAGCUGUUUUGUUCAAAUGAUAUGUAAAAUGGUCUCAGGCUAUUGUUGAAAUUAAUAUAUGCAAAUUCUGUAAUUCAGGCACUUUGCAUUGUGCAUGAAAAUGCAUUUUGUAGAUGGCAAAAUGUAUAAUGUACGUAAUUAAAAAAUAAAAUCGGAUGCAUUUUAGGAAAUUCCA